AUGAAUCGUCAAGAUACUACUGAAAACAACAUCGGUAACAACAACAAGAACCCUCAGAAUCUGAGCAAUUCGGCGAUGGAGAGGCUUCAGUUACACAUGCAGCUUCAGAAUCUACAGAGUCCUUUCUCUAGUUUCUAUGAUAACCCUAUCUUGUUGCCCAAGCUUCCACCCUCUAGGAGUCAACGUUGA
Molecule: messenger RNA, 189 nt
Organism: Arabis nemorensis
Lineage: Eukaryota; Viridiplantae; Streptophyta; Magnoliopsida; Brassicales; Brassicaceae
Source: the annotation of a GenBank genome assembly